This is a messenger RNA of Choloepus didactylus (southern two-toed sloth), 4061 nucleotides long. RefSeq names its product RecQ like helicase (gene RECQL). Lineage: Eukaryota; Metazoa; Chordata; Mammalia; Pilosa; Megalonychidae. Gene Ontology annotation, biological process: double-strand break repair via homologous recombination. Gene Ontology annotation, cellular component: cytoplasm; chromosome. Bases 113 to 2077 code for a protein of 654 amino acids. Gene Ontology annotation, molecular function: 3'-5' DNA helicase activity; nucleic acid binding; ATP binding. The record is from RefSeq and is a predicted model, not a curated record. The transcript is spliced from 15 exons.
CCGGAAGGGUGGAUGCUCCCGGCAAGGGACAGGGGAAAGCCCGGUGGCGGGAAGGCUUUAUUGGCGAGCGGCUGGAACGGAAAGAAAUUUGGAUCUCUGAUUCAAUUUGAGAAUGGCCUCUGUUACAGCUCUGACUGAGGAACUGGAUUCAGUAACCAAUGAGCUACAUGCAGUGGACAUUCAAAUUCAAGAGCUUAUGGAAAGGCAACAAGAGCUUAUUCAGAAAAAAACUGUCCUAACUAAGAAAAUAAAGGAGAAUUUAGAGGAUUCUCAUGCUGGGGCAAGCAACGAGUGUGAUUCUUCACCUGCUGCUUGGAAUAAAGAAGAUUUUCCCUGGUCUGGUAAGGUUAAAGAUGUUCUGCAAAAUGUCUUUAAACUGCAGAAAUUCAGAUCGCUGCAGCUUGAAACUAUUAAUGUAACAAUGGCUGGAAAGGAGGUAUUUUUGGUCAUGCCUACUGGAGGUGGAAAGAGUUUGUGUUACCAGUUACCAGCAUUAUGUUCAGAUGGUUUUACACUCGUGAUUUGUCCAUUGAUCUCUCUUAUGGAAGACCAAUUAAUGGUUUUAGAACAAUUAGGAAUUUCAGCUACCACAUUAAAUGCUUCUAGUUCUAAGGAGCAUGUGAAAUGGGUUCAUGCUGAGAUGGUAAAUAAAAACUCCAAGUUAAAGCUAAUUUAUGUGACUCCAGAGAAAAUUGCAAAAAGCAAAAUGUUUAUGUCAAGACUAGAAAAAGCCUAUGAAGCAAGAUUAUUUACUCGAAUUGCUGUGGAUGAAGUUCACUGCUGUAGUCAAUGGGGACAUGAUUUCAGACCUGAUUAUAAGGCACUUGGUAUCUUAAAGCGGCAGUUCCCUAAUGCAUCCCUAAUUGGGCUGACGGCAACUGCAACAAAUCACGUUUUGAAGGAUGCUCAGAAAAUUUUGUGUGUUGAAAAGUGUUUUACUUUUACAGCAUCUUUUAAUCGGCCAAAUCUUUAUUAUGAGGUUCGGCAGAAGCCCUCAAACACUGAAGAUUUUAUUGAGGAUAUUGUAAAGCUCAUUAAUGGGAGAUACAAAGGGCAAUCAGGAAUCAUAUAUUGCUUUUCUCAGAAAGACUCUGAGCAAAUUACGGUUAGUUUACAGAAGCUGGGAAUUCAUGCAGGUGCUUACCAUGCCAAUAUGGAACCAGAAGAUAAGACCAAAGUUCAUAGACAGUGGUCAGCCAGUGAAAUCCAGGUAGUAGUGGCAACGGUUGCAUUUGGUAUGGGAAUUGAUAAAUCAGAUGUGAGGUUUGUCAUUCAUCAUUCAAUGAGCAAAUCUAUGGAAAACUAUUACCAAGAGAGUGGACGUGCAGGUCGAGAUGACAUGAAAGCAGACUGUAUUUUAUAUUAUGGCUUUGGAGAUAUAUUCAGAUUAAGUUCAAUGGUGGUCAUGGAGAAUGUGGGACAACAGAAGCUUUAUGAGAUGGUAUCAUACUGUCAAAACAUAAGCAAAUGUCGCCGUGUAUUGAUAGCUCAACAUUUUGAUGAAGUGUGGAACUUAGAAGCAUGUAACAAAAUGUGUGAUAAUUGUUCUAAAGGCAUUUCAUUUGAAAGAAAGAAUGUAGCAGAAUACUGCAGAGAUCUAAUCAAGAUCCUGAAGCAGGCAGAGGAACUGAAUGAAAAGUUAACUCCAUUGAAACUGAUUGAUUCUUGGAUGGGAAAGGGUGCAGCAAAAUUGAGAGUAGCAGGUGUUGCUCCUCCCAAACUUCCUCGUGAAGACCUGGAGAAAAUUAUUGCGCACUGUCUUCUACAGCAGUAUCUUAAAGAAGACUACAGUUUUACAGCUUAUGCUACCAUUUCAUAUUUGAAAAUAGGACCCAAAGCUAAUCUUCUCAACAGUGAAGCACAUGUUAUUACUAUGCAAGUAAUGAAACCUACACAGAGCUGUUUCAGGGUUGAAUCAUCUCCAACUUGUCAUUCUGAACAAGCUGACAGAAAGAAGGAAGAAAAAAAUUCAGGUGACUUCCAGAAGAAGUCUGCAAAUAAGAUUCACCAAUCUGAAGCCAAGAAUACAGGGGCUAAGAAAAGAAAAAUGGAUGAUGCCCAGGAUGAGUGUUACUAAAUUUUCCAAGAAAAGAACAGUUUAUGCACAUUUAUAAUAUCAUUUUUAUAGUUAAUCAAAGCUUAAUGUCUAAGACAGUUUCACUAAUACCUUAUCUAUAUAGACCUGUAUUUUUAAAAUUUAUCUGUUAGGUAUUGAUGAGUUUUACACAUCUGAAAAUUUCAGACCAUAAAUAACAUAUAAUUUUAUAGUAUAUGAGAAAUUAACUUUUUUUAUAGGAAAUCUUUACACAUAAGAUAUUUAAGACAAUAUGUCCACAUAUCUUAAGGUUUUUAUGCCUUAAUAUCCUUAGUUGUAGUUUCUUUUGACUUAACCCUGUUAUGACAGAAAUAUUAUUAUACUGAAAAUUUUACAUGUUUAUCCCUAGACAUGAGUGAUAUUUUAAGCUGAAUAAUGUAGAUGAUUUCAGGUUAUAUAAACAGCUAUAGAAUCCAAACAAAAAAAAGGAAUAAAGUUUCAGUACAAUAUUAGCAAAUAAGAUACUACUUCAUCUCUAAGUAGAAUAAAAUUACAAGCUCAUUGAAACCACAGCCCUAUUUUUUUUUCUUUCUUUUUAAAAUUAUUGAUUUAUUGAUGGAACUAUCUUUGGCUUCCUAACUACAAAUCCUUUGGGUUGUGUAGGAAGAAUGACCUUUGAGACCUGAAUUAAAAUGGUCAGCCUGAAACUGCAAAGGAAUAUCUAACCAUUUCCCCAAAUAUAUAAUGAGGUGGUCUAGUUUUUUUAAAAAUUUUUAUUGUGGUAACUUACAUACAAAUUUCCCAUUAUAACCACUGUUGUAUAUAAAUUUCCCAUUAUAACCAGUUUUAUACAAUUCAGUGAUAUUAAUUACAUACACAAUAUUGUGCUACUAUCACCACUGUCUAUUACCAGAACUUUUUCAUCACUCCAAACAGAAACUUCUCAUUAGGCAGCAACUCUCCAAUCACAGCCCUAUUUUGACAAGUCAAAAUCUUUAUCGAAGAAUGACUUUCUGGUCUACAUUUUGGUUAAGUAGAUAACCACUGAGCUAAAUUUGCUCCAAAUUUAAAUCAUGAAAGAACAUAUUUAAGUUUAAAAAAUACAGAUGAAUAAUUUAAGAUUUUUUACACAAUAGUUAAUUUUAUGUUAGAAAAUAUAUAAGUAAAUAAAUUGAACUGAUUUACUUCUUAGAUUUUAAUAUUUUUCCACUAAAAUUAUCUUCAGUGUGGUCAUCAUUAAGUCAGUGCAGUCAUUCACAAUAUUGGCUUAUGAUUUUUUUUGUCUUAUUUGGAAAUAUAUGUUUUCUUGAAAUGUCCUUUUUAAUCAAAAUAAUCUUCUAUGUCAAUAUUUGGAUCUAGCAGAUCUUCUCCAUAGGAUGAAAGAUUCAUUUGGUUUAAAAUUAGGUUUUCAAAUGUUUCUUCCAAAUCAGUUUCACCAAUUAAGACAGCUCCCAUCAUUCUCCCAUUUUGCAUGACAACUUUGACAUAUUCUUCUCCUUUGGUACAUCUCAGCAUUAGUUCAUGAUCUGAACCUAAGCCCUGUGCAUUGUAUUUUCCCAGCAAUACAACCUAUAUUUAGGGAGAAAAAAGUUCUAAUGAGGACCAAAAAGGAAUCAUAAUAUGCACUUAUUUUGUGUUAUGCUAAAAUAGCCAGCAGAAAAAUCUAUUUACAAAACUUGACAGCUAAAAAUGUCACUGGGGAGGUUCGUAAAGAAAGCAUUUAAAUGACAUUUAUAUAUUCUACAGAUGUCACUAGAACUAACCUACAUAAACAAGCAUUAAAAAUACCUAAGAAAAUUAAUAAAUAUUUAGAAUAUGGACUGUAUUAACCUGGAGUCAUGGUUUAAAAUUUUAAUAAGGAAUUGAGUUAGAUCUUUCAUGGGCAAAUCACAAUUACUUAAUUUCUGUGAGCCUGGUGUACAUGUGUGUUGUGUGUGUGUUUCUCUUUAUCUGUAAAUUAGGAAGAAAAAGCCCACCUCAGAGUAACAUAAAGAGAACUAAACAAAAUAAAAUGUGUGUGAAAACA